Talaromyces atroroseus is the source of this 2103-nucleotide messenger RNA. RefSeq lists its product as hypothetical. Lineage: Eukaryota; Fungi; Ascomycota; Eurotiomycetes; Eurotiales; Trichocomaceae. The record is from RefSeq and is a predicted model, not a curated record. Gene Ontology annotation, biological process: DNA-templated transcription; regulation of DNA-templated transcription. Gene Ontology annotation, molecular function: DNA-binding transcription factor activity, RNA polymerase II-specific; zinc ion binding; DNA binding. Bases 1 to 2103 code for a protein of 700 amino acids. The transcript has 3 exons.
AUGUCUUCUUCGUCCGCCGUCACCUCAAAACCACCGCGCGUGCUCGCAUGCGUGCUAUGUCAGCAGCGCAAGGUGAAGUGCGACCGCAGCUUCCCUUGCGCGAAUUGCGUCAGAUCCCGCGCGCAGUGUGUGCCGGCAACCCUCUCUAGACGCCGCCGAAGACGCAGAUUCCCCGAGCGAGAGCUGCUCGACCGUCUGCGCAUGUACGAGGACCUGCUGCGCCAGAAUAGUAUCUCAUUUGAGCCACUGCACAAGGACUCACCUGGCGAUAUCAAAAGCAAUGAUGCGAGGAGUGACUACGAUUCGGAGGCACAUGAUGCGGAAACGGCGGUGCCACAGCCAACCCUCAAGCGCAACGAAAGAAGGUACAAACAACGAAGCCAAUUUCGUGACCCUGAAAACGACAGCGAUUCUUCACACGAUGAAGUGCGUGAGGCAGCGGUCAAGACAGCAUGGGACCAUACUGUUCCAAAGGACGACAACCUUCUGUUUGGCACACGCGACACGACUGUCGAGCUUUCCACAUUGCAUCCCGAUCCAGUCCAGAUAUUCAGGCUUUGGCAGGUGUACUUGGACAAUGUAAACCCGCUGCUCAAGGUCACCCACACUCCUACUUUGCAAGCACGCAUUAUAGAAGCCGUCAGCAAUCUGGCAGGCAUUAACCACACCCUGGAGGCGCUCAUGUUUAGCAUAUAUUGCAUGUCCAUUACGAGUCUUAAUACCGAAGACUGUCAGUCUAUGUUUGGGUCUUCAAAGGAAGAGCUCCUGGCGAGGUAUCAGUUCGGCUGCCAGCAAGCGCUAUAUAAUUGUGGGUUCUUACGGUCCAGCGAUCGUGAAUGUUUGACUGCGUUAUACUUUUACCUCCUCUCCGUUGUUCCCAAUACGGUUCCUCAGUCUUUGUACUCCAUGCUCGGUGUUGCUAUUCGAACCGCGCAGCGCAUGGGUAUUCAAAACGAGUCGGCUUUAGCGAAACAUCCUGUCAUUGAGGCAGAAAUGCGUCGAAGGCUGUGGUGGUCGCUCGUACUUUUUGACUAUCGCCUUAGCGAGAUAACCACCUCCCAUAUCACAACAUUAGAUCCCACGUGGGACUGCAAGGUUCCUCUCAACGUGAAUGAUUCCGACCUUCGGCCAGAUAUGAAAGAGCCUCCUGCCAUUCAAGGCGUAUCUACGGAAGCACUUUUUGCAGUGUUACGUAGCGAGCUCGGUGAAUAUAUUCGUCACACUCUCGCGCAUCUCAAUUUUACCAAUCCAGCUUUGAAAUCACUGGCGAGUAUUUCCCAGAAUGGUUCUGCUUCAGAAGGUGGUGAGAUGGACCAGUUGGAGAGGAUAAUUGAGAAUCGGUAUCUCAAAUUCUGCGAUCCUGAGAACCCACUCCAUUACAUGACGAUAUGGACAAUGCGAGCAUAUAUUGCUAAAUCCCGUCUCUUCGAGCACCAUGUGAAAUACUACAACUCAUCCGUGAGUCAGACAGAUGCGCAGCGUGACUCGGCCACAUCCCUUGCUCUCAGGAUGCUUGAAAGUGAUACGAAGAUCAUGACUUCUCCUAUCACUAAAGGAUUCCGUUGGAUAAAUCGUCUCUAUUUCCCAUUCCCAGCGUAUCUUCAAAUUGCCCAAGACUUGAGGAUGCGACCUGCUUCCAAGCAAGUCUCUCUGGCCUGGGAGGUUCUGAGCGACAGCUACGACGCUUGGUUUGAAUCUCAGAGUACAGAUAUCGGUCCAAUUUAUGAGAUCUACGCAAGAGUUAUCCUUCAAGCAUGGGAGGCUUGCGAAGAAGCCUCCAAGCUAUCCGGUGUGACCUCGACGCCACCUAGAAUUGUCACAUAUAUCCGACGCACACUAUCAGGGGGCCCCAAGCAUGCACCGGACGAUAGCACCGACUACACCAACAGCGAUAUGGACAUAGCGGCCGAUAAUCCUCCAAUGCCGAUGCCAGCAAACUUCCCUGAUCUGAGUCUGCUGUAUCGCAAUAGAGUACAGAAUAGUUUUGCUGCUAUGCGACCCGAAAUCUAUCCUGUUAUGUUCCAACAAGCUCCUCUAGAUGGUCAUACGGAUCAAUUGGACUGGACUGCGUUCCUAGGACAGCCUAAUUGGCUAGGGUUCUGA